UGUUCGAACGGCGCACACUGAAGAACACGUGUGAGGUGAAACUUGUAAAGCAAAAUGCGCACAUUGUGAAUGAACAUCGUGUUUUCCGUGACUGAGCAAGUGGUAUGGCCGACAGAUUUAAAGACACGAGCGGCUGCGUCCUUUCAAAUUAUGACUUGACGUGUGCAGUCUCUAUUCUAUGUGAACGCAUCGGCAAACCGUGCCGGGGGCUCAACCAAUGGCUUUGUAAAGAGGACUGGAGCCCAUCAUCCCGGGCAGCACUCCUCGAUCGUCUGGCAUCACUGCUGCACCAGCGCAGCUGCACAGACUUGGUUGCUCAAUUGUGUCUGCCUUUGUUAACUGAGCUUCUGGCACGUUCCAUUCGACAUUCACACAACAAAGAGCAGUUUUGUGUUGCCCUUGGGCGCCUCGUAUCAAGGUACCCAACUGCUGCACUGUUCGUAGACUGGUACCUUGAACAAGAAUGUGACCUGCCAACGCUCUUGCGGGAGAGCCAACUCGGGGGCGAGGGUGAUGCCCCGCCUGCCAAGAGGCCUCGCACUGCUUCUGUGCCACUGAAUGUGGUGCGUUGCUGCUGGCAGUUGCUAUGCCAGCAGCCUGGCUACCUUGCUCGACGCUGGGACUGGACACCCGUGCUGCCCUUCCUCAAGCAUUCAUCAGCUUCUGUUCGCUGGUAUGCAGUGCAGUGCAUGGCUCUACUAUUAUGCCUGGGUGAGUCAGAGCAGCAGGCACUACUUCAGCAGCUGUUGCCUGGUGAUGAAGUGCUGCAGACAGACCUAAGGUUGUCCACCGAGGUUGCUCUUGGAGCCCUUCGACCCCCAUCAUGGCCCCCAACAUCUGAAAAGCCUGGAUGGCCAUUGACCAGUUCAGACCUGAGUCCAGGUGUGAUCUGUGUCUCUGGUCUUUUCCUGCAGCAAAGGACGACCCCAGAGAAGGCUGCUGCUGAAAGUUUCGAUCAUGACUGGCUGGCACCAUCGGCUGAGCAGGCUCUUCGCUGCCUAGCUGAAUGUGUGGCUCGGGGACAACCCUGCCUGGUGCGGGGUACUGUAGGUGCAGGCAAGACAAGCCUAGUGCGCUCUCUGGCUUCCAAGCUUAGCCAGCCCCUGGUGAGCGUGCAGCUGGGUGACCAGGCAGAUGUGCACACCUUGGUAGGCGGCUACGUCUGCUCUGAGGUGGCUGGCCAGUUUGCUUGGAGGGAGGGGCCUCUGGCCCGAGCUAUGCGCCAGGGCAGUUGGCUGCUACUCGAGGACCUGGAGAGAGCCUCUCCUGAUGUGUCGAGCCUCUUGCUGGCAGUGCUGCAGUCAGGGGCGGUGCCAGGUCUGCCACCGAGGGCAGCUGGCUUCCAGUUGGUGGCCACACACCGGGAAUCAGUCCAUCCAGUAAUUUUGGCCACUGAAUCCCUGUGGUCCAUUGUUCACCUGAACCAUCCCUCCCGUCAGGAACUGCUUGAGAUGAUUGUGCAUUACUGGCCUCAGCUGGAGCCAAUGGCAGGGCGUCUGCUUGAUAUUUUUCACUGCCUGCGUCAACCUGGCUCACCGGUGCGGCGUACCAUCUCCCAGAGGGACCUGCUGAAGCUGUGUCAGCGGCUUGUGCUGCGUGGCUUCUGUCUGGAGGGAAUGCAGGCUGCUCAGCAUGCAUUCCAGGACACAAUGGACUGCCUCUGCCAGAGCAUCCGGGAUCCGGCCACGAGGCAGGCUCUGGCUCAGCAGUGUGGAGCACUCCUUGGACUUAACAAGUCGGAGGCACUUUUUUUUUGCACAAUGAACAAACCAGAGAUCAAGGAGACUGCAUCAUCAGUCACUGUGGGUCGUGUUGUGUUGCCUCGGCGAAAAGCUCAAACAAGAGAUCCAUUGUCAACAGCUACGAAACGAAGCACAUUUGCUGGGACCCGGCAUGCCUUGGUGCUGACUGAGCAGUUGGCAGCUGCAGUAGCCAGUGAGGAACCAGUGUUGCUCGUCGGUGAGACUGGUGUUGGAAAAACUGCAGCUGUUCAGCAUCUGGCUGAGAUCACAGGUCACCCUUUAGUAGUGCUCAACAUGAGUCAGCAAAGCGACAGCAGUGACCUACUUGGUGGCUUCAAGCCUGUCGACAUCAAGCUUCUGUUGUCCCCAGUUCGGGAGGCAUUUGAGGCACUCUUUAGUGCCACAUUCUCACAGACUCAGAAUGCCAAGUUCCUCAGCCACAUCACUACUUGUUUUGCUGGACGUCGGUGGCGUGACUUGUUCAAUCUGAUGUCUCACACCCAAAAGUCUGCUGUGUCAAAGCUUUCAAAACCGGGUUGCGACAAGGAUCAGUUGGAACGCUGGCGUGCGCUUGGGGAGCAGUUGCGGAAAGCAGAGGCUCAAGCGCGCCAAGCUGAGAACAAGUUGACAUUUGCUUUUGUUGAGGGAGCCCUUGUAAGAGCUCUGAAGGAGGGUUCCUGGGUUCUCUUGGACGAAAUCAACCUGGCCGAAGGAGAAGCCCUGGAGAGCUUGGCUCCGGUCCUGGAUGGUAGCUCGCCAGUGCUAUUCGAGCGAGGCGACCAAAAGCCCUUGAAGAGGCACCCCGAAUUUAGGCUGUUUGCAUGCAUGAACCCUGCCACAGAUGUGGGCAAAAAGGACCUGCCUGCUGGCAUUCGGAGCCGCUUCACAGAGGUGUACCUGGAGGAGCCCCUGGAGGAGGGUGAUCUGGAGCUGGUGGUAGCUGCCUAUCUGGGUAGCAGUGGGUCACCACCGGUGCAUGCUUGUGUAUCCCUCUACCUGAACCUGAGGAAAGCUGCGCGGGAGCCUGACUGACGGCACAGGCAGCCG
This is a messenger RNA of Dermacentor silvarum, 2789 nucleotides long. Its product is annotated as midasin. Gene Ontology annotation, cellular component: preribosome, large subunit precursor. Gene Ontology annotation, molecular function: ATP binding; ATP hydrolysis activity. The transcript is spliced from 15 exons. Lineage: Eukaryota; Metazoa; Arthropoda; Arachnida; Ixodida; Ixodidae. Gene Ontology annotation, biological process: ribosomal large subunit assembly; rRNA processing. The record is from RefSeq and is a predicted model, not a curated record. The coding region runs from base 105 to 2774 and encodes 889 amino acids.